AUGCCGCAACAGGAUGGGAGUGAGGUUUCUGCAACGAGCAUCUUCAGUUACAGCACUGUCCAAACGACCGAGACCGAUGUCGAAAGCAAAUUUGCCACAGAAGUCAGCCCUGAAGAGCUCCGAGGACCCCUAGGGCUAAAUCUUCUGUUUUCUCCAGAACAACCUCUGAUUGAUUUGAUAUUCGUUCAUGGUCUCGGAGGUGGUUCCAGAAAAACGUGGAGUAAAACAACGUCUGCUUCGCAUUACUGGCCAAAGGAAUGGCUUCCUAGAGAUCCCGCGUUUAAGAAUGCUCGGGUGCACAGUUUCGGAUAUGAUUCGGACUGGAUCAAGGGCAAGGAUAAUUGCCUGGACAUCUAUCACUUCGCCCGAUCUUUGUUGGGCGAAUUGAGUACUUCACCCCAUUUGCACAAUGCAGAUACGCCAAUCGUUUUCAUCGGCCACAGCAUGGGUGGUCUGGUCAUCAACAAGGCGUUUUUGUUGGCAAAGCAAGAUGCGACAGAUCGCUAUCUGGUCAAAAGGAUUCGUGCCAUGUACUUCCUCGCGACACCUCACCGAGGCUCUGAUUCUGCCAAGCUUCUAAGCAAUAUCCUCAACAUCGCGUACUCGUCGCGUGCCUACGUCUCAGACCUGAAGCGCGGAUCGGACGCUAUAAACUUGAUUAAUGACGAAUUCCGUAGGCAUUCGGAAGACAUAGAUCUUUGGUCAUUUUACGAAACACAAAAGCUCAGCAUAGGUGUCUUCCGUGUGCUGAUCGUUGAUCCUGACUCGGCUACACUUGGAUAUCGCGAAGAGAAACGAAUACCGCUGAACGCUGACCAUCGCUCCAUAUGCAAAUUCGAAGCGCCAAGCGAUCCAAAUUAUAUACUCAUCCGCAAUGCACUCGCGUUCACAAUCAACAGUGCCACGGAAUCAGCGCUGAAAUCGAAGGAGAGGCUACUUCGGAGCAACAUCAAAGACCUGAGAGAAUACCUAGACGUGUCCGACAAGUUAGAGGACGACUUGAUACUCGUUCAAGAUGCCCGCUUGCAGGGGACUUGCGAAUGGAUACAAUCGAAAAAAAGUUACCUAGAGUGGCACGACAACGCCAAUGCUGCACGUGUGCUUUGGCUCUUCGGAAAACCUGGGUCUGGCAAGUCGGUACUUUCAGGCUACCUGGUUUCUCAGUUACGCAUGAAGCAUGAAGCAUGA
Aspergillus viridinutans is the source of this 1188-nucleotide messenger RNA. Its product is annotated as esterase/lipase family protein. Lineage: Eukaryota; Fungi; Ascomycota; Eurotiomycetes; Eurotiales; Aspergillaceae. The transcript is spliced from 3 exons. The record is from RefSeq and is a predicted model, not a curated record. Bases 1 to 1188 code for a protein of 395 amino acids.